Molecule: messenger RNA, 833 nt
Organism: Sinocyclocheilus anshuiensis
Lineage: Eukaryota; Metazoa; Chordata; Actinopteri; Cypriniformes; Cyprinidae
Product: vesicle-trafficking protein SEC22b-A
Exons: 5
Coding region: 168-815 (215 amino acids)
Biological process (GO): retrograde vesicle-mediated transport, Golgi to endoplasmic reticulum; endoplasmic reticulum to Golgi vesicle-mediated transport
Molecular function (GO): SNAP receptor activity
Source: RefSeq, a predicted model, not a curated record
UUUGGAAUGCGAAAGCCGGAAAGGAUUUGAGGUAACACACCCUCUUCCGGCCAACUCAUCUGAACUCUGCCGUCAGUUCAAAUGUGUCACUUUCUGCCAUUCAGUCAAACAAUCAGUCGCUUCGCUUCAAAACAGACCGACGGUAAAGAGUAAAGACGACAGGCGAAAUGGUGCUGCUGACGAUGAUUGUUCGUGUCGCCGACAGCCUGCCGCUCGCUGCAUCAAUGCAAGAGGACGAGCAGUCAGGGCGAGACUUGCAGAAGUAUCAGAGUCAAGCCAAGCAGCUCUGCAGAAAACUCAACGAUCAGAGUCCCGCGCGCUGCACUUUAGAGGCAGGAGCCAUGGCCUUUCACUACAUCAUUGAGAAAGGAGUGUGUUACUUGGUCUUAUGUGAAGCAGGAUUCCCCAAGAAACUGGCGUUUGCCUAUCUGGAGGAUCUGGAGGGAAAAUUCAGUGAGCAGUACGGGACGAAAGUCCCUUCAGUGUCACGGCCGUACUCUUUUAUCGAAUUUGACACAUAUAUUCAGAAAACCAAAAAGUCUUACAUCGACAGCAGAGCACGAAGAAAUCUGGGCAACGUCAAUUCAGAGUUACACGAUGUGCAAAGGAUCAUGGUUGCUAAUAUAGAGGAAGUGCUCCAGCGUGGAGAAGCGUUAUCUGCUUUGGAUUCCAAAGCAAGUAAUCUGUCCAGCCUGUCUAAGAAGUACCGCAGCGAUGCCAAGUACCUCAACACUCGGUCCACCUAUGCUAAAGUAGCCGCCGGCGCCGUGAUUUUCAUCACUCUCAUUGUUUAUGUGCGCUUCUGGUGGCUGUGAAUGUAUGUGACAAAUUCA